Molecule: messenger RNA, 1839 nt
Organism: Lodderomyces jiufengensis
Lineage: Eukaryota; Fungi; Ascomycota; Pichiomycetes; Serinales; Debaryomycetaceae
Exons: 1
Coding region: 1-1839 (612 amino acids)
Biological process (GO): rescue of stalled cytosolic ribosome; ribosome-associated ubiquitin-dependent protein catabolic process
Cellular component (GO): RQC complex
Molecular function (GO): tRNA binding; ribosomal large subunit binding
Source: RefSeq, a predicted model, not a curated record
AUGUCAACCACCUCAACGUUAGAUAAGAAAAUCAAUGAAUUGCAUAUCAAUGAGUCAUCCGAAAAAGUAAUCCAACAAAAGAAGCUAGCUGCCGAACGAUUAGAAAAGGCUAGAACCAAAAGAGAUCAAGAAAUUCAAGAUUUGAAAAACGAACAAGCAAUUAAUGCUAAAAAGGGUGAAUUAAUACAGCUUCACGCCAAUAUAGUCGAUGAAUGUAGGCAAUAUAUACAAAGUUUUGUUGACAAACAAAUGGACUGGACAAAUAUCGAAUUGGCAUUGAAAAUGGAGAAAAGAAAGAAAAAUUCGAUUGCAAAUUAUGUUGAAUUGCCAUUAAACUUGAAAGAUAAUAGAGUCAAUUUGAAAUUAGAAGAUCCAGAAGUGAAAGAAACUGAAAUAGAACUGGAAAGCGAAAGUAGUAGCGACUCCGAUAGUGAUUUCGAAGAUACUCCAAAACGUAAAAUAAAAGAGCAUACAGCACAAGGUGUUUCAGUCAGCAUAGAUAUCACCAAAAGUUCAUUUGCCAAUGCUAGAUAUUAUUUUGACAAUAAAAAGGAAGCUGAAAUAAAACAAGCCAAAGUUGAAAAAGGAGCAGAAAUAGCAUACAAAAAUGCUGAAAAAAAAAUUGGACAAGAUUUGGUUAAAAAUUUGCAACGUGAAAACGGUUUCAAACAAAAGGAUGAAAGAGAAAAGUUUUGGUUUGAGAAAUUUUUCUGGUUUGUAACAAGUGAAGGAUACUUGUGUUUAGCUGGUAGAGAUAAUAUGCAAACCGAUUUGAUCUAUUUUAAAUAUUUCAGUGAUGAUGAUUUCUUGGUGAGUUCAGAAAUAGAAGGGUCAUUGAAAGUCUUUAUUAAAAAUCCAAUGAAGGGUGAAUCAAUUCCACCUUCAACUAUAUUACAAGCUGGUAUAUUCUCAAUGUCAACUUCUCAUGCAUGGACUGGUAAAAUAAACACUGCUGCUUGGAUCUUACAUGGUACAGAAGUAUCAAAAUACAAUUCUUCUGGUAUAUUACCUCCUGGAGAAUUUAAUUAUUUAGCUAAAAAAGAAUUCUUACCACCAGCUCAAUUAGUAAUGGGAUUUGGCUUUUAUUGUUUAGUUGAUGAAGAAUCUGCAAAAUUGCAUGAAGAACAAAGAGUUGGUAGAGAUAAAGAGCACGGAAUAGUCAGAAUUUUAGAUAACAAAAAGAAAGGUGUGGAUGUAAAAAUCACAAACGUCAAAGAUGCUGAGCCAGAAGUUGAAGCAGUAGAAGGGCAAGAUCUGGAAGAAGUUGGUGAAGAAAUAUCAUCGAGGGGUAAAAAAGCGAAGAUGAAAAAAGCUGCUAAGUAUGCUGAUCAAGAUGAAGAAGAAAAAGUAUUGAGGAUGAAUAUGCUUGGUGGGAAAAAGAAGGAUGUUGAUAUAAAGCAAAAACAAAACCAAAAGUCUCAACCAGUAGAAGCAAAACCAAACAAUUACAACAAGGAGCAACAUGAAAGAGAAAUUCAAAAAAUAUUACUAGAAUCAGAGGAAGAUAAUCUGUUGGCAACUUUUCUCAAUACAAUGGACUUGAUGACACCAAAACCAAGUUCUAUUGAUACAAUCGUUGGUUUAGUUCCAGUAUUUGCUCCAUGGUCAGCCUUACAAAAAUUUAAAUACAAAGCCAAAAUUCAACCAGGGUUAGCAAAAAAGGGGAAAAGUAUGAAUGAAAUUAUAAAUUAUUUUACAUCUAGAAAAAUGGAUAAUAAUAAAUCCGAUACUGAUCUAGAUUGGCCAGAAGAAAGGGAAAUUUUAAAUUCUUUAAAAUCAAAUGAUUUAAUCGGUGUAUUCACUGUAAGUAAAAUGAGAUUAAUUUUACCGAAGAAAUAA